AUGACUUCAUCUAGAAUACCAUUGUAUCGUGUCAAAGGCACACAUUAUGAAUGUGCAUAUACCAUCGGUACUUUAACACGGGAAAAAAUCCAGCAUCGUAUUGCUGAUGAUUUGGCUGAGUUAUCAGUGUUAUUUAAAUUUAUUCAAACAGAAUAUGGACUUCGAUUACAUCGAAAUUUUAUUGAAACUAUUCGUUCAUUAUAUCCCUGGUAUUGGGAUGAGAUUUGUGGUAUAGCCGAUGGUUCAGGAAUUCCAUUAGAACAAUUACUGGUUUUGAAUUUUUUAAAUGAAACUCGAACAGCUUAUAAGUUAUUAGAAGAAGCACAACAAUUAGAUUUAAGAAGUGAAAAAUUUCUCAAUGAAAAUGGUGAAAAAGGUUGUACGACAGUUUUACUUAAUCGAAAAGAUACAAACACAUUUUCACUAUUACAUAAUGAAGAUCAUGCAGCAGCGUUAUACUUCACUGGGUAUGUUGUUGAAGCAGAUAUUCAAUCAAGCGAAUAUGAUGAUGGAAAACGUCAAAGUCCAAAUGAAAAAUUUAUUGCUUAUUGCUAUGCUGGUGUUAUACCAGGAAAUGCUUUUGGCGCUAACAGACAUGGUUUUGCAUUCUCCCUAAAUGGUCUAUAUCCUGAUUGUGUUGGACAUUGUCGUUUACCACGACAAGUAGUUAAUCGAGCUCUACUAUCAGUACAAGAUGAAGAAGAUUUAGACAAACUACUUCGUAUGUCUCCUGUAGCAUUUGGUUUUUGUAUAAAUGGAGCUUUUUAUCGUCAGCAAAAUCAUUUACUUAAUUAUGAAAUUGGACCUAAUUUAAAGAUUGAUAAUGAAAAUUAUAUAAGUAAAUGUUUGAUAAUAAAUGAUGAUCACAAAAUAAAUCAAAGAGAUGAUGAAUGUGAAAUUGUAUUAAAUUAUCUAGUACAUUACAAUCAUUAUGAGCGUUUGAAUAAAGUAAUUAUUGAACAAAAACCUCUUAAAUCAACAUAUAGUCGUGGGAAACGUGGUCAAGAACUCGGUGAAUUAUUUACAAGUAAUGAUGCAAUCAAUUUACUUGGUGAUAAUGAAAAUGAAGCAUUUCCAAUAUUUCUUGUUUUAAAUAAAACUGAAGCUGAUUCAGUAACACUUUGCACAGCACAUUUUGAUUUCUAUACAUUACAAUUAUCCAUUUAUCAGCAUAAUCCAAAAGACAAUAAUCAGCCUUCAUUUAUUUAUAAUCUAACCGAUCUAUUUAAUUGA
This is a messenger RNA of Rotaria sp. Silwood1, 1233 nucleotides long. The record is from the annotation of a GenBank genome assembly. NCBI's taxonomy places the organism in Eukaryota, Metazoa, Rotifera, Eurotatoria, Philodinida, Philodinidae.